This is a messenger RNA of Coccomyxa subellipsoidea C-169, 1509 nucleotides long. RefSeq lists its product as hypothetical. Gene Ontology annotation, molecular function: protein binding. The record is from RefSeq and is a predicted model, not a curated record. NCBI's taxonomy places the organism in Eukaryota, Viridiplantae, Chlorophyta, Trebouxiophyceae, Coccomyxaceae. The transcript has 10 exons. Bases 238 to 1509 code for a protein of 423 amino acids.
GCCUCGCACGAUCGGGGGUUUCCUGCAGUGUCAUGUGGCCAGAAGGAUUGUGGAUCACAAGUACCUCCCCGCUCGAGGCUUGCAGCGAACAAAACACCGACUAGCACAUCCGGGUGACCUUGGCAGUCAGGAAAUUCGCCCUACCACGCAAGAUUUGUCUUGGCCCUCACUCCUAUAUCCUGCGAGGCGGUGUAAGCUUUAGGGCGCGGUCGGACCUCCGAGCACGUACCGAAGGGCAUGACGAGUCAAGAUGCGGCGGACGGCGCUGUGGUCCCCUACGACCCCAGUGUCUUCGAGGGUUACAAGGGACCCCCGCUGCCGCCUGAUGAGGACGAAAGGUGCCGCACACUGGAGACUCUGGACGUACAACCAGAGGUGGACGACCCGGUGCUGUCAUCCCUCUGCAAGCUGCUCUGCUCGCUGCUAAAAGUGCCCGCAGCAGCGGUGUCGAUAGUGGAGAGGGAACGCCAGGUGCUCAAGUCGACGGCGGGGAACAUUACUCGCUGCGUGGUCCCCCGUAGCGCCUCCUUCUGCCAGCACACCUUUGUGCACAAGCUGCCCGUAGUCAUGGUCGUCGAAGACACCCUCAAGGAUGUCAGAUUUGCGGACAAUCCGCUGGUGGCCAAGGGCGUGCACCCCAUCCGCUUCUAUGCAGGAGCACCCCUCAUCGCUUCCAACGGCCAUCGCAUUGGCGCCAUGUGCCUGAUAGACCAGAAGCCGCGCACGUUGAGCGUGGAGGAUUACCGCGUGCUUUGCACCUGCGCAGAAAUGGUGGUCCGCAGAUUGGAGAAGCAGCAGUUUGAGCUGCUGGAGGCGAGCGCGGCCGACAAGAUGCUGCGCACGUUGGACACUCUGCGGCGGCCGCUGCUGUUGGCCGACAUGAGCUUGCGCGGAUGGCCCGUGCUGCACGCCAACGAGGCCUGGCUCAAGCGCAUGGCGCUGCCAAAGGGGACAGAAAUCCGCUCGCUGCCCUUCUGGGACUACUACGAGGCCACUCAAGACUCACAGGAGGCAGUGGUGGAGGGCUUCAAUGAGCAGAUCUCGCAGCAGAAGCCAUUCUUCGUGUCGCUGCAGCUCAAGGACGGCUGCAACAAGGGGUGGCCUCUUCAAAUGCAUUUCAAGCCUGCGACACAAGGAUCCCUAGAUCCUUUCACGCCGGAAAUUGCCAUUCCCGAGGAUGCGCCGUUCCAUGACAACCCGGCAGAUGACCUGCCUUACUACAUCGUGACUAUCCUGGACGACGGCGAGUCAUCGCCAGCUCAGCCGCCCCAGGCCAAGGCGGCAGUGCCUCAGAAGGGGAUGCCCCCGGCUUUCAGCACCGAUUCAGCGAUCGGCACAGAUGCAACAAAGAAGGUCCAAGUGCAACCGGAGACACCAGCAGCAGAUCCAGUUGCUGCAGAACCUGCUCCAACCGCCGUAAAGCCUGCUGCAGAGGCCAAAGGCACCGAAAAGAAGCUCGGCUGCUUUGGCAAAGAUUCAGACUCGCAGCGAGCCUGUGUGAUCUCAUAG